Messenger RNA from Fragaria vesca subsp. vesca, 1822 nucleotides. Its product is annotated as UDP-glycosyltransferase 85A1-like. The coding region runs from base 4 to 1623 and encodes 539 amino acids. Gene Ontology annotation, molecular function: UDP-glycosyltransferase activity. The transcript is spliced from 2 exons. NCBI's taxonomy places the organism in Eukaryota, Viridiplantae, Streptophyta, Magnoliopsida, Rosales, Rosaceae. The record is from RefSeq and is a predicted model, not a curated record.
GAUAUGAUAUCUUUUGGGAAACCGCGAUAUUCGAUUCUUACAUAUUUGGACUCUUCAAAGGACUCGAUCUCGAUCUCAAGGCAGAGCUAUGCCAAAACGUUUCUUAUAUAUAGAAGCUGCCCUGUAUUUGUUUCAAUACAGUAUACUCGAUCUGACAUGGGUCCUCAUCUAAUAGCUGUAGGCAAUAAGCCUCAUGUUGUAUGCAUUCCUAUGCCAUUUCAGAGCCAUAUCAAGGCAAUGCUUCAGUUUGCUCAACUCCUCCACCAUAAAGGUUUUCAUGUCACCUUUGUCAACACAGAGUUCAACCACAAACGUUUCCUUAAAUCUCUUGGACCCAACUCUCUUUAUGGCUUGCCUGAUUUUCAAUUUGAGACUAUUCCAGAUGGCCUUCCAAGUUCAGAUGAAAAGCACUCCAAAGACAUUAAUUUGGUGUCUCAUUCUAUCAUAAAGCAAUCCUUGGCUCCGUUUCGCAACCUCCUCAACAAACUGAAUGACAAUAUGAACCUUCCUGUAACUAGCAUUGUCUCGGAUGGCUUCCUGACGUUCACCAUCACAGUUGCUGAAGAGCUUGGUGUUCCUAUAGCACUGUUCUUUACUUUUGCGGCAGUCGGAUUUUUGAACUUCGCAACACUUCCCACUUUGGUGGAAAAAGGAAUCGCACCACUCAAAGAUGAGAGCUGCUUAACAGAUGAACUCUUGGACAUGGUAGUAGACUGGGUUCCGGGACUGAAAGAUAUCCGUUUAAGGGAUCUCUCAGGCUCCUGGAGAACUAGGAACCCUGAUGACAUCUUGUUUAAAGCCGGGUUAGAAGCAGUGGAGGCAGCUCACAAAGCUUCAGCUGUUGUUGUUCAUACUUUUGAGGCAUUGGAGGCAGAUGUUUUGGAAGCUCUCUCUAGCAAUACUACAUGUAAGCUUCCACCUGUUUACGCCAUUGGCCCUCUCCAAUUACUUCUCAAUCAGAUACCGGAACACCCUUUGAAGUCUGUGGGAUAUAGUUUACGGAAAGAAGAAACUGAGUGCCUGCGAUGGCUAAAUGGUAAUAAGGCACCAAACUCAGUUGUGUAUGUCAAUUUUGGGAGUCUAGUGGUCAUGACAUCAAAACAACUUAUUGAGUUUGCUUGGGGACUUGCAAAUAGCAAACUUCCAUUCUUGUGGGUGAUUAGACCUGAUUUGGUAGCUGGUGAAUGCGCGAUUUUGCCGCCUGAGUUUGUAGCUGAAACAAAGGAAAGAGGUCUAAUAGCGAAUUGGUGUCCACAAGAGCAAGUGCUCAACCAUCCAUCAGUUGGAGGUUUUUUGACACACAGCGGUUGGAAUUCAACCAUGGAGAGUAUUUCUGCCGGGGUGCCUAUGCUAUGUUGGCCAUUGAUCGGUGACCAGCGGAUCAACUGUCGCUAUACUUGUUACCAGUGGGACAUUGGCAUGGAGAUCAGUAAUGAUGUGAAGAGAGACGAAGUGAAGAAGCUUGUUGAAGAGUUAAUGGAAGGAGAGAAGGGUAAGGAACUGAAAAAUAAGGUCAUGAUGUGGAAGAAACUAGCAGAGGAGGCCUCUUCUCCGCUUGGUUCGUCAAACAUAACAUUGAACAAUUUAGUCAAUCAAGUGCUAUUGAGUAAAUAUAGACGUUGAAAAGACUAGUAAACCUUUUGUUUUUGAUGAUGUUAUUGUAGGCCUUAGUAAGUACUAAGUAAUCAUAAGUUGCUGCUGUUGUUGAUGUUAUUGUUUUACCUGUUACCUUUGAAUGUCAUUUUUCUGUACCUUCUAUAUAUAUCUUAGUUUUCUAAUAAAGUGCUAUGGUCUUCCAUCUACGGCUUCAGCCCACAGAAAC